Messenger RNA from Phyllostomus hastatus (greater spear-nosed bat), 3292 nucleotides. RefSeq names its product LRRN4 C-terminal like (gene LRRN4CL). NCBI's taxonomy places the organism in Eukaryota, Metazoa, Chordata, Mammalia, Chiroptera, Phyllostomidae. The coding region runs from base 382 to 1098 and encodes 238 amino acids. The record is from RefSeq and is a predicted model, not a curated record. The transcript is spliced from 2 exons. Gene Ontology annotation, molecular function: protein binding.
UGUGUCCCUUUUCAUCCCUUCACAUGCUCUAGCCUCUGGUUUCUCAGCUCCUGGCUGCUUUCCACAUUCCAGUCCCCUUGCAGAACCCAGGCAUCCUGGCCUCCAGCUGAAACCGAAGCGUGUGGCUUCCCCCACGCCUGGCCCUGUGACUCAGACCCUCUGAAGGGACCAGCCCUCUUCUUGGCACUCCCCAGGAGAGGGGGGCAGGGGGAGGGGGGCGAGGUAGUGACAUCACAGCUGAAGGGUAUAAAAGUUUCGAGGCAAAACAGAAUUGAAGUGGAAGACGCAAGACCUGACGGCGCAGCCUGUGCUCCUGGGGACCGCUGGGCCUGAAACCCACGGAGGUCUGGUGGCGAAUUCCAAGGCCCCCACACUGACUCCAUGCUGGGCGUUCCCUGCUUUCUGUGGCUCCUGGCCGUCGCCUUCUCCCUGGUUCUCAGAGCGCAGCGCUUGGCCCCUCAAGACUCAGAAGAAGAGGGAGAUGAGAUAACGCGGUCACCAUUGCCUGCUGUCCUCUGUGACUAUGACCGCUGCCGCCACCUGCAGGUCCCGUGCAAAGAGCUGCAGAGGGCGGGCCCGACGGCCUGCCUGUGCCCGGGGCUCUCCAGCCCUGCGCAGCCGCCCGCCCCACCGCGCCUGGGAGAAGUGCACGUGGUGGCAGAGGACGGCAGCGCGGUGGUGCACUGGUGUGCCCCCUCCUCCCCGGUCCACCAGUACUGGCUGCUGCUUUGGGAAGGCAGCGGGCCUCCCCAGAAGGGCCCCCUCCUCAACUCUACCUUCCGCCGAGCAGAACUAAAGGGGCUGAAGCCCGGGGGCGUGUAUGUGGUUUGCGUGGUGGCCGCUAACGCGGCGGGUGUAAGCAGCGUGCCCGGGAAGGGUGGCGAGGGCCCUGAGGGUGCGGACCUCCCUGCCUUCGGGCCGUGCGGCCGGGUGGCCGUACCCCUCCGGCCCCGCAGCCUGGUCCACGCGGCCGUAGGCGUGGGCGCAGCGCUGGCCCUGCUGAGCUGCGGCGCCCUGGUCUGGCACUUCUGCCUGCGCCAGCGCUGCGGCUGCCCUCGCCGCGCCCGCCCCGCCACCCCGCCCGCAGCGGGGCUCUGAAGCAGCCGGGGUGCCUCUGGGCCGCGCGGAGCUCCCACCCAGGAGCUCAGCUCGAGCUCCGGGAGGAGGUGCGGGCCGCGGCUGCCCGGCGCUCCGGGCGAGAGUUCACACGGGUCCCAGGCUGUCACUUGUGCUCCCUUGGCUGAAGUUGGGAAGGAGUAGAGAAACAGGGUCGGCAAAGCUUUUCUCAAAGGACAAGAUAGUGACCAAUUUCGGUUUUGCGGUUCCAGAGGAUAGACUCGAAGACAUAUAGGUACUUAUAUGACCAGGUAGCCAUUUAUAAAAAUGUAAAAACCAUUCUUAGCCCAGGGACCUGACAGAUGAGGGCCGGGCCACAUUUGGCCGGUUGGCUGUAGUUAGCAACCCCCGCCGGACGCCCUAGAAGGGCUCUGCCGCGGGGGGUGGCUUCAGCGGGGUUUCGAGGAUGAGCUGCUGGGGGAGCGGAGUUUGGGGCCAGACACCACUCCCCCUGCCUUUUGUCUAGACACUGAGAUUGCGCACACCUGUGUCGGAUGCCCGUGGGCAUAAACGACCGGCAUGGGGUGGAGAAGAGAGGACACCCCAAGCUGCUGUCUGGGUCAAGCUUGCCAGUUAAAAAAAAUGAUAAUAAUAAAACCAGGGGAUUUCCUCUUCCCCCACAAUUGGUGUUUACUGUAUACCCCUGUAGCAGUAUUAGAUCGGAAACAAGAGGGAAACAUUUAACUUUUCACAAUCCUUUUCAACUCUCUGCCCACACACCCAUUUUUCAGAGUGGUACACGUAAUUUAGAUUUUUUUUAAAAAGAUUUUUAUUUAUUUUCAGAGAGGAUGGGAGAGAGAAAGAGGGAGAGAAACAUCCAUGUGUGCUUGAGAAACAUCAGCUGGCUGCCUCUCUCACUUCCCCAGCUGGAACCUAGAUCCUGCCCCCAACCCAGGCGUGUGCCCUGACUGGGAAUCAACCAGCGACCCCCUGGUUCACAGGCCUCUGCUCAGCCCGCUCAGCCACACCAGCCAGGGCUGAAUUUAUUUUUUUAAGUGAAUCGGUUGCUAAAGAGUAUAAUCCUUACUUUUAUUGGUCUUAUAACUCUUUUUUCCAAAAGUGAGAUUCAAAGUUCUUACAAUACUUUUUAAACUAUAAAAGUAGCACAAAUUUCACAUAAUACUGAAUCAUAGAAAGUGAAUGUUCUCCUCCCCAAGAUGUUUCUGUCUUGCAGCAGAGUGGAUCUCUAUGCGAUACAAAUAUUUUCUUUUUUCACGUUGUUUCUUAUGCAGAAUUUUCCUUCUUGGUAAAUCAUAGCCUCCUUAGUUAUGUUAAAGAAUGCAUAACUUUCUUUUUUUUUAAAGAAGAUUUUAUUUCUUUUUAGAGAGAGGGGAAGGGAGGGAGAGAAGCAUCCAUGUGACUUGAAGACACAUCCAUCUGGCUCUCACAAGCAACCCAGGCAUGUGCCCUGACUGGGCAUCGAACCGGCAACCUUUUGGCCGGCACUCAAUCCACUGAGUCACACCAGCCAGGGCAGGAUGCAUAACUUUCCCCAGGAAGAUACUCCUUAACUGACAGUAGCCAUCACUCUGUUGGAACAUUUAAGCUGUCUUCAGUGUUUGCUAUGGACAUGCUUGUCUGUGUAUCCUCACGUGUUCAUGUUUCUAUACGGUACUUGCUUGGAAGUAGGUCAAAGAGGCAGUCCUACACAAGUUAAUCAUUCUUUUAUUAUUGGACUUCUAGAAUAAAUUUAGAACGCAGUUGUUAUAUAGAAUAUGCUCAUCACACUCCAGUGAAUACUUUGUCCCUUUUUACUUUGCUUCCUGUAUGCUCAUCAUUUAUCCAUUUGCAAAUAACGAGGGCUAACUACCUCACUAUCAAAGACAUACUUAACACAAUACAUUGUACAGCUAUGUUGUGGAAUUGUGCACCUGGAACCUGUAUGAUUCUGUUAACCAGUGUCAUCCCAAUAAACUCCAUUGAAAAAGACACGCUUUCCAUGUGUUAUCAAUCUUUACAAUCAUUUCAACAGAUGGUAUGACCUUUGCACAGAUGAGAAAUUUGAGGUCCUAAAUGGUUGGAAGCUGCAUGUAGGACGUCGAGAUAGGAUUUGGGCCCAAGUCUCCCAGUUUCAAGGCUGACGCGCUGCACUCCACCUUGGAGAGGCAACCCAGCAUAGUGGUGUAUCGUGAACACACACUUCCAUUCACUAAAGUCACUAGGGGUUGAAUCCUAG